Messenger RNA from Pogoniulus pusillus (Red-fronted tinkerbird), 1473 nucleotides. Its product is annotated as serine/threonine-protein kinase PAK 3-like. NCBI's taxonomy places the organism in Eukaryota, Metazoa, Chordata, Aves, Piciformes, Lybiidae. Gene Ontology annotation, biological process: regulation of axonogenesis; regulation of MAPK cascade; protein phosphorylation. The record is from RefSeq and is a predicted model, not a curated record. Gene Ontology annotation, molecular function: protein serine/threonine kinase activity; ATP binding. The transcript has 10 exons. Gene Ontology annotation, cellular component: cytoplasm. Bases 1 to 1473 code for a protein of 490 amino acids.
AUGGAGAAGAACGGAGAUGAAGGCAAGGAUGUUACAGUUGAAGAACAGAAGGGAUACAAGGCUGAAGACCAGGGUGCUGAGAACUGGGGAGAUGAGUAUGAGCCUCAGCCUGUGAUGGUGCCACCCAAGAACAGCCAGUGGGUUGCCAUCUGGUCAUUCUUCUGCGAGCCAUCAGGGCAGCAGAGAAGCACAAGCAAGGGCAUCAUGGAGAAACUGAGGGACGUUGUGAGUAGGGAAGACCCUGAGGAUAAAUACUUAGAAUUGCAGGAACUUGGCCAAGGGGCGUCAGGAACAGUUUAUCGGGCUAUUGAGAUGUCCAGAGGACAGGAGGUGGCUAUCAAGCACAUUAACAUCCAGAAAGAGGCAGAGGUGGUUCUCCUGAACGAAAUCAGGUUCAUCAAGGGCAACAAGAGCCCAAACCUUGUCAACUACUUAGACAGCUACAUGGCAGGUGAGGAGCUGCUGAUUGGGAUGGAGUACCUGGAUGGAGGGUCCUUGGCCGAUGUUGUCCUGGAGCUGUGGAUAGAGGAAGAGCAGACAGCAGCCAUCUGUAGGGAGUGUCUGCAGGGCCUGGACUUCCUGCACUCCAACAACAUCGUCCACCGUGACAUCAAAAGCUACAACAUCCUGCUGGGCAUGGACGGGGCCGUCAAAGUGGCUGACUUUGGACUCUGUGUUCAGCUCACCUCCGAGAAGAGCAAGAUGAGGGAGUGCGUUGGGACCCCUCACUGGAUGGCACCAGAGGUGGUUAAGAGGGAGCCUUGUGGUCCCAAGGUGGACAUUUGGUCCCUUGGGAUCACUGCCAUCGAGAUGGCAGAAGGAGAACCACCUUACAGCCACGAACAAUACAGCAGGGUGGGAACCCUGAUAGCCACCAAGGGGACCCCAGGGCUGCAGAACCCAGGGCAGCUGUCAGCUGAGCUGCUGGACUUCCUGCAGCACUGCCUGGAGGUGGAUGUGCAGAGGAGAUGGUCUGCCAAGGAGCUUUUGGAGGUAAAAUGCAAAGGGCUGCAAGGGAAGAAGCUGCAAUCGAAAGUGCAGCGGGAGGUCGGAGACGCACUGUGGGACGCGGUUCUUAGCAACGGAACAGACUCUGAGUCGCCCCGCCAGCUAAGUCCCGCCCGGCGGGAGGUGCUCCGCGCGUUACUAAAAAUGAAAGCCGAAAGAAACACGGCGGCAGUGGCUUUCCUGGUACUUCUCCUAGCUCUGCCAGCCGUUCCGAACAGCUCUGACGCGUGCGCGGCGCCAGGUUUCUCCUCCACCCCCGCCCCGAAGAACGAAGGCUCCGUGGUUCGGUUUUUCGGUCUCGGCAGAGCUGCUUCCGUUAAAGGCGUGGCUGGGAAGGUUGCCAGCUCUGUGGCGGAGUUGAAAAUGAGCGUGCCGUACGAUCCCGGCGGGCACCCGUGUCGCCCGCCGCGCGCCCGCCUCCGCCCUCCUUCCCUACUGGAGCCGCGCCCGGUAGCCCGAUUGUAG